This is a messenger RNA of Pseudovirgaria hyperparasitica, 306 nucleotides long. RefSeq lists its product as uncharacterized. NCBI's taxonomy places the organism in Eukaryota, Fungi, Ascomycota, Dothideomycetes, Acrospermales, Acrospermaceae. The record is from RefSeq and is a predicted model, not a curated record. Bases 1 to 306 code for a protein of 101 amino acids. The transcript has 3 exons.
AUGAAAUUCUCCCUAAUCCCCCUGACAACCCUCCUUCUCCCUCUUCUCGUCCACGCUCAGACACAGGUCACCUGUGCGGUGACCACUGCCGGCGCCACGAGCCGUUCAUGCACCUCAGCAAACACAAACCAAUGCCGUGUCAAGAAGACGUAUGCGCUGGGGGAGAAUGUAACUGUCUACUGCUACCGCUGGGGUGAUGUUGUGCAGAAUGACAGCAUGUGGUUCCAGUUGAUCAGUCGUGAUCCGUAUGAGUAUAUCCCGGCCAGCUGGGUGAAGAAUUGCUGGGGUGUCAGUCCGUGCAAAUGA